This is a messenger RNA of Megalops cyprinoides (Indo-Pacific tarpon), 1396 nucleotides long. It is a transcript of the gene vps26b, whose product is annotated as VPS26, retromer complex component B. Bases 265 to 1263 code for a protein of 332 amino acids. The transcript is spliced from 6 exons. Gene Ontology annotation, cellular component: retromer complex; endosome. NCBI's taxonomy places the organism in Eukaryota, Metazoa, Chordata, Actinopteri, Elopiformes, Megalopidae. Gene Ontology annotation, biological process: intracellular protein transport; retrograde transport, endosome to Golgi. The record is from RefSeq and is a predicted model, not a curated record.
CCCACAGACAAGCAGCACGGAAUUGAUACUGUACUUUGAACAUUAGCGAGUCUUGCAAUUGGUAACAUUACGCUAGAAACAUUUUCAUCUUAAAUCCGACUGGACAUUGUUUUACUGAAAUCGGUGUAUCCUGGUAUUUACACGAAGGCAAAACGUCAAUGCGUAACUGAUCACAGGGAGCUAGCGAGCUGUAGCUAGCUAAAGUAAUAGGAAGCCCUCCAAAUCCACGCCAGGGAGUUUGCUAGCUAGCUGCAGGCAGCAGUUAUGAGCUUCUUCAGUUUCGGUCAGAGCGCCGAAAUCGAUGUUGUCCUGAGCGAUGCCGAAACGAGAAAGAAAGUCGAGCACAAGACAGAGGACGGGAAGAAGGACAAGUAUUUUCUGUUCUACGAUGGCGAGACGGUGUCCGGAAAAGUGAACGUAACGCUGAAGAGUCCGGGGAAAAGGCUGGAGCAUCACGGCGUCAAGGUGGAAUUCGUGGGGCAGAUCGAGCUUUACUAUGACAGAGGGAAUCACCACGAGUUUGUGUCCCUGGUGAAAGACUUGGCACGGCCUGGUGAACUCACACAGUCCCAGACGUUUGAUUUUGAGUUUACACAUGUGGAGAAGCCCUAUGAGUCUUACACAGGACAGAAUGUCAAGCUGAGGUAUUUUCUACGGGCGACCAUCAGCAGGAGACUGAAUGACAUCACUAAAGAGACAGAUAUCGUCGUGCACACGCUCAGCACGUACCCCGAGCUCAACUCGUCCAUCAAAAUGGAGGUUGGAAUUGAAGACUGUCUUCACAUCGAGUUUGAGUACAACAAGUCCAAGUACCACCUCAAGGACGUCAUAGUAGGGAAGAUCUACUUCCUGUUGGUGCGGAUUAAGAUUAAACACAUGGAGAUUGACAUCAUCAAACGGGAAACCACGGGCACGGGCCCCAGUGUGUACCAUGAAAACGACACCAUCGCCAAGUACGAGAUUAUGGACGGAGCUCCAGUUCGAGGAGAAUCGAUCCCGAUCCGCCUGUUCCUGGCUGGGUAUGAGAUGACUCCUACCAUGCGUGACAUUAAUAAGAAGUUCUCUGUGCGCUACUACCUCAACCUGGUGCUGAUCGACGAGGAGGAGAGACGCUACUUCAAACAGCAGGAGAUCACACUGUGGAGGAAAGGGGACAUCGUGAGGAAGAGCAUGUCCCACCAAGCCACCAUCGCUUCUCAGCGCUUCGAGGGUUCAUCGAGCAGCGAGAAGGCGUCAGCGCAGGGACAGGAGGACAGCAACUAACUCACCACUUCCCUGCCAACUUCCUUAGAACAGAGACUUUAUCUGUGUGUGUGUGUGUGCGUGUGUGUGCGCACUGUGGAGAUGAGGCAGGGGUCUUUAUGUUCCCCUAACCUCUCCUCCUCCCCACCCCCAC